Messenger RNA from Tuber aestivum (summer truffle), 795 nucleotides. The record is from the annotation of a GenBank genome assembly. NCBI's taxonomy places the organism in Eukaryota, Fungi, Ascomycota, Pezizomycetes, Pezizales, Tuberaceae.
AUCCCCCUCACUUCCGUCCCCACUCCCCUCUCCCAAUACCUUUCACCGAUUAGUACGAGCGAAGGAAAAAAGAAUAAAAAUAAAAAUGAGCCCCUUCUUCCUCAACUGUCCCGACACAACCGAUCGCCUAUUCGCCUCGACCUCCCGCCAAUCCCUUCCACCCCUCCUCCAAAGUCCCCUCCCCCCUCCCCCACUCACCCGCCUUCUUCUUCCGGAACUAUGAGCUAACUGCCAACCAACCCUCCCACAGCCUAUCACCGCCAUCGCCGCGGAACACAAGCAUCAUCGUCAUCGUCGUCCUCGUCGUCUUCAUCGUCAUCAGCAGAUGGUGAACUAAGCGCGAAUCAGGUAUCGGAAGUGCAGCCGCCAGCAGCACUACCGCCGAAGACCGCACCGUCACGUUUCGAGAUUAUGUUCGACCUUUCCACGCCCGCGCCCGAGAGGUCUUUGCCCGCGAUUCCGAAGAAGCGUUCGGGGGCGGGGAUGAAGGCCUCGUUGAAGGCGGAGGGGAAGGAGAAGGGGAGGGUGGAGGAGGGAUAGGUGUGGGAGGAGUGUAUUUGAAGUGGGGUGGUAUUGUCAAGUUAACUGAGAGCGAGCGAGUGAACGGUCUUUUUUUUUCUUUUUUCUUUUUUUCUUUCUCUCAUUUCCCUCUUUUAAUUCGCUUUGCUCGGGAUUGUACGUUUUCUGGGAGCGUAUCUGCGUGUUCGAUCCGUAGCGGUGGGAAUAGUUGAAAAAACCGCUGGUACCUCGGGUUUUCGGUCAUGGAUUAUCACCCGUAAGCUAAUCCAUUUGGAG